Molecule: messenger RNA, 1407 nt
Organism: Mesorhabditis belari
Lineage: Eukaryota; Metazoa; Nematoda; Chromadorea; Rhabditida; Rhabditidae
Source: the annotation of a GenBank genome assembly
AUGCGUUUGCUUCUCUUUCUUGGCAUUUUCUUUGUUUUAACGAUAUUUUGUGAAGACGAAUCAACAACAAAGCCAGAUGAAGAGACAACAACGGAGAAUCUAGAUCAGACAACGACAGUCGAGAAUCCAGAUCAGACAACGACAGUCGAGAAUCUAGAUGAGACGACAACUCAAGGUGAUGGAGAUCUCACAACUGAAGCUUCCACUGAUCAACCGACAACAGAGAACCCGUUUGAUUUUGAGGAUGAUGAGACAGAAGAAGAGGAGAUCAACGAGAUUGUGGCGCAAGAACCGAUCCCCGAUCAGACGCCGAUUGGAGAGUUCGUCGUUGAAGUCAAAUUGGAACCGCUGGAAUUGGAUUCCGAUGAUGAGAAAGAGCUUGAUGAUCACAAAGAUGAUUUCAUCAAAUUCCACAAAAAAUUCAAACAAAACAUCAAAAAAGCCAAAUUGAAAGAAGCCGCGAAAAACUUCAAAGCGAACAAUAAAAAGCUUCGAGCGAAGAGGAAAUUAAAGAAGAACUUCAAAUUGGGAAUGCAUCCAUUUAUGCAUUUAUCUGAUGAAAAGAUCCAAAAGCUGUUCAUGAAGAAAUCCCAAAUUGUGAAACAAAAGAAACCGAAAUUGAAAAAAGUGGGCAAUCAAAGGAAAACGCCGAAGAAAGCGCAGCCAAAGAAAGCACAGCCGAAGAAAGCACAGCCAAAGAAGGCUGCCCAAAGAGCGCCACCUCGUGCUCCGGCACAGAAGAAAAGAGCUCUCAAAGCGGCUGUUCUUCCAAAAGCGUUCGAUUGGCGAACGAAAAAUGUGUUGAAUGCGGUGAAAGAUCAAGGGUCUUGUGGAAGUUGUUGGACAUUCAGUGCCACUGUUACCGUUGAAGCAAACUACGCAAUGAAAUACAAAAAGAAGAUCGAUUUGUCGGAACAACAAUUGACGUGUGUCUACAAUGAAAGCACAAUUUGCGAGGGAGGAUUCCCGGAUGAGGCGUUGAAAUAUUUGCAAACACAUGGCGGUCAAACAACUGAGGCUGCUUUCCCCUACUCUCAAGCACACAAAUCUACGUGUAAAAAGGUCACUCCGAAAGCUUUGGUGGCAAGUGUGGGCGAUUUGUUGCCUUUCGGAAUGGCAAAAGUGAAACAAGCAUUGAUCAAGAAUGGACCGAUUUCGUUUGGAAUGUUUGUGAACGAUGACUUCAUGAACUACGAAGCGGGAAUCUUCGACAGUCCUUGUACGGCAAAAGAUGAUGGAGGACAUGCAAUGGCGAUUGUUGGAUACGGUCAAGAAGCCGGUGUCCCGUAUUGGAUUGUGAGGAAUCAAUGGGGGAGAGAUUGGGGAGAGAAUGGACAUAUUAGGAUCAAAGCCGGUCAGAACCUUUGCGAUAUCGAGUCCUGGUUUAUGAUACAAGCAAAAGUGAAA